Molecule: messenger RNA, 1838 nt
Organism: Brachypodium distachyon (stiff brome)
Lineage: Eukaryota; Viridiplantae; Streptophyta; Magnoliopsida; Poales; Poaceae
Product: tRNA-dihydrouridine(20/20a) synthase
Exons: 12
Coding region: 177-1487 (436 amino acids)
Biological process (GO): tRNA dihydrouridine synthesis
Molecular function (GO): tRNA dihydrouridine synthase activity; flavin adenine dinucleotide binding
Source: RefSeq, a predicted model, not a curated record
UGCAGCGUUACACGCGCGCACAAUCUCCGCCGUCGCGCCAAAGAUCGACCGGCCAAGACAGUAACGAGCCGCGGCACCACCGACCGCACACCAGUUAGGAGGGGGGUAACUCGAGCGGCGGCGGCCUGCCUCCCCGUGCAGAAGCGCCGCCGCGGCCUGUCCCGCUAGCCAUCGCGAUGAGGUCCGCCGCGAGGCACACCCUGCCGUUGCUGGUGCCCACCGCCUACCCCAGCGUCAGCUUCUUCCCCUGCAGCCAGCCCCGGCGCUUCUUGCUGCCGCUCGCCCACGGCUUGCGGCAUCCGUGCCGCGGCGCGAGCUCUCAGCCUGCUGCUGCUGCUGCUGCCGGGGAGUACCUUCCUCCCUUGUUCAGCGUGGCGCCGAUGAUGGACUGGACGGACAACCACUACAGAACGCUCGCCCGGCUGAUAUCGAAGCACGCCUGGUUGUACACGGAGAUGGUGGUGGCCGAGACCAUUCUGCAUCAGAAAGAUAAAUUGGAUAGGUUUUUAGCAUUUCCUGCUGAGCAACAUCCUAUUGUAUUGCAAAUUGGUGGAAGUAAUCUUGACAAUUUGGCGAAGGCAACUGAACUAGCAAGUGCUUAUUCAUAUGAUGAGAUCAAUCUGAACUGUGGCUGCCCAAGCGGCAAAGUUGCUGGUCAUGGUUGCUUCGGUGCUCAGUUAAUGUAUGAUCCAGAGUUUGUAGGGGAUGCUAUGUCAGCUAUUGCUGCCAAUUGUGAUGUCCCCGUCAGUGUUAAAUGCAGAAUUGGAGUUGAUGAUCGUGACUCGUAUGAGGAGCUUUGUGAAUUUGUAGAUAAGAUUGUUUCAAAGUCACCAACUAGGCAUUUUAUCAUUCAUGCUCGGAAGGCGUUGCUCAGUGGCCUCAGUCCUGCGGAGAAUCGGACGAUUCCUCCUUUGAAAUAUGAGUACUACUAUGCUUUGUUGCGGGACUUCCCAGAGGUACACUUUACACUAAAUGGAGGCAUAACGACCAUUGCUCAAGUUAGUGAAUCCAUAAGACAAGGCGCACAUCGAGCUAUGGUUGGUCGUGCUGCUUACAAUAACCCAUGGAAUAUGUUGGGGCACGUCGAUAGUGAAAUUUAUGGCAUGCCAACAAGUUGCUCUUCUCGUCGCCAGAUCCUUGAGAGCUACCAAAUUUAUGGUGAUUCUAUAAUUGGACAGUAUGGCAUCACCAGGCCAAACGUGAGGCAACUUGUUAAGCCAUUGUUACAUUUGUUCCACUCAGAACCUGGCAACAGCUUGUGGAAACGUAAGGCUGAUUCUACAUUGCGUCAUUGCAAAACACUUGAACAGUUCUUGAAUGAAACUCUUGAUGCAAUUCCGGAUUCUGUCCUUGACGCACCAAUAUUCAGGGAGGCAUCUAUGGAGGAAGGAUACUUCAGCCACGUGGAUUCGUCGUUGCCACCAAGGUACACAAAACUGGACAAUGGCAUCUGUGAAAGCCCAGCACUCGUAACCGCAUCCGCUUGAGCUACCAGAUGUUGAGAGAAAAGGUUCAAAGAUAGUGAAAGCUGAGAAAUAGGCAAAACGAAGUUGACAAGAUCUUAACUCAUGCUAGUUCCUUUCUAUGAAGAGUGCAGUGUUACAAGCAUACAACUACUCCGUAUUAGAAUGACAAUAGGAUAAAAGUGUGAUGUGUAGAUACUUGGUUACAAUAUACAGUAUACCCGCAUUCAUCCUAGAUCUUCCGUUCAUGGAUAAUACUCUGGUUGCAAUUGAGCUUUUCAUUUGAGUGGCUGCAAUAUUUUACAGUGCCAAUUUCGCUAGCUGACCUGACUGAGAAACCUUGGCAGCUGGAAUAGAUUACAGUGUGCUGCUUUC